UUUGUUCUCACUUCCUAAUCUGAGUCUUGGGGAUUAGUAAAAGUAGCCAGGAGUAUUGGAGGCAAGAAGCAGCAUGAGCAAAUGCACUAAAGUGAAUAUAUUUGGUAUUGUUUCCAUGAAAACCUCAAGGUAAAGAACAGCUGCUAAUGAGUCUAACAAUCAAGUAAUGACAGGUCUUAAAGAUAGUUUAAAUUUUACCUUAUAAGAGAUUUAGACAACCAAAGAAUUUUAACCAAGGAGAAAUGUAGUCAUAUUUUCAUUUUUUAAGAAUUAUUUGUUAGGUACUAAACACACAUAUGCUAGGUACUGAUGAAUAAAAUCAACAAGACAGGUUCUCUACCCUUGAGAAGCUUACAAUAUAGGGGGAGAGGCAGUCAUAGGAACUAAUUAUAAUAGAGCACAAUAAAUGCUAAUAAAGAAACAAAGUUUAUGGAAGCAGAUAGCUGACUUUGAGACAGAAGCUUGAGGUUUUGGUGUAACUUUUGAUUAAUUCCACUCAGCAUCUCUAACCAUUUUUGGGCUUACAUUAUAGGCAAAAUCUAGAUCUCUUGGGAGCUGUUAAAAUAGGAUGGCCUAGACCAGCUGCAGUACCCAAUCUGACUCCUUUCUGGACUUUUUCCCCCAACUUGUGUUUUAUAUUUCAACAGAGCACACAUAAUUCAGUUUGAAAACCAGUAGUUUCUCUUUCCUUCCCUAUAUGUGUAGAGAAUAUCCAGCUGGUGGCUACAGUUCCGCUUCUGGUUUCGCUGCCAUGCAUCCUGGGCAAACUACCAGUAAGGGGCCCUCCACUCACAUUCAGAUUGACCAGCAACCUCCACGGCUUCUCAUUGUGCACAUUGCUCUACCGUCUUGGGCUGACAUCUGUGCCAACCUCUGUGAGGCUCUGCAGAACUUCUUCUCCCUAGCCUGCAGCUUGAUGGGCCCCAGCCGCAUGUCCCUGUUCAGUUUAUACAUGGUACAAGAUCAGCAUGAGUGCAUCCUCCCUUUUGCGCAAGUGAAAGGGAACUUUGCUAGGUUGCAGGCCUGCAUCUCAGAGCUCCGCAUGUUACGGAGAGAAGGUUGUUUCAGAUCACAAGGCACUUCUCUGCGACUGGCAGUAGAGGAUGGGCUCCAGCAAUUUAAACAAUACAGCAGACAUGUGGCCACAAGUGCAGCCCUUGCUUAUACUUCCCUGGAGAUUACUAUUCUGACUUCUCAGCCUGGAAAAGAGGUGAUCAGACAAUUGGAGGAAGGGUUGAAAGAUACAGACUUAGUCAGAGUUAGGAGGCUUCAGGUCGUUGAGAUCGCAAAGGGAAUCCUAGAGCACAUGGACUCAGCGUCUCCUGUUGAGGAUCCCAGCAUUGAUGAGAGUUCUAUUCCGGGAACUGACAUUGACCUUCAGACUGUAGACAAUGAUAUCGUCAGCAUGGAGAUAUUUUUCAAAGCCUGGCUACAUAACAGUGGAACAGACCAAGAACAAAUUCAUCUUCUUCUUUCUUCCCAGUGUUUCAGCAACAUUUCCAGAGCCAGAGAUAAUCCAAUGUGCCUGAAAUGUGAUCUCCAAGAGCGACUGCUCAGCCCGUCCCUACUGCCUGGCACAGCUGACGGUUCCUUGAGAAUGGAUGACCCCAAAGGAGACUUCAGCACACUCUACCAGAUGGCUUCCCAAUCAUCAGCCUCUCGUUACAAGCUCCAAGUUAUCAAGGCUUUAAAAUCUAGCGGGCUCUGCGAGUCAUUGACUUAUGGACUCCCAUUCAUCCUCAGACCUACAAGCUGUUGGCAACUGGACUGGGAUGAGCUGGAGACAAAUCAGCAACAUUUCCAUGCUUUGUGUCACAGCCUGCUGAAAAGAGAAUGGCUGCUGUUAGCCAAGGGGGAACCACUGGGCCCAAGACACAGCCAGAGAAUCCCUGCCAGCACCUUCUAUGUGAUCAUGCCAUCACGCUCCCUCACACUGCUCGUGAAGGCGGUGGCCACGCGGGAACUGAUGCUGCCCAGCACCUUCCCCCUGCUUGCUGAGGACCCAUGUGAUGACAGCCUUAAGAUUGUGGAGCGCAUGCUAGACAGCCUGGAGCUGGAGUCCACCUACAACCCCUUGCAGGUUCAGAGCCACCUGUACUCACACCUGAGCAGCAACUAUGCCAAGCCUCAGGGGCGGCUCCACCCACACUGGGAGAGCAGAGCCCUGAGAAAGCAUCCCGGCAAGACUGGGCAGCUGCAGACCAACCGAGCUCGAGCCACUGUGGCCCCCCUGCCUGUGACUCCUGUCCCUGGCAGAGCCUCCAAGAUGCCAGCAGCCGGCAAAUCUUCCUCAGACACCUUCUUUCUGCCCUCGGAAUGGGAGGAGGAUCCCUCAGGGCCCUAAGUCACCAGCACCAGAGCCUAACCACAUCCAUGCUCAAGUUCACAUAAUGGCUAUCUGUGGUCAGACCUGCUUUCUAUCUGCCUGAGUCUCUGUGAGUGAGGGCUGCCUGGGAAACAAGAGCCGCCUUCCCCACCUCUGUUUCAUGCUGUCCCACUCCUCAAGUGGAGAAGCAACACACUCGAGCCUGUCCCUUCUUCAGCAAGGACUCUCAUUUUCUUUUAAAUCAUUUGAUACUGUUUACAGAGGUGAAGAUUAAACACCCAAUAAGCUUCCACCAUUGUUAGAAUUCCCAACCCAGAAUUUCUUCUUGUAGCUCAGUGUAAGCAGGUGGAUGAGGUCAGGUCACCUUUAGUAAAAUGGGACUCAGGAACAAGGAGGAGGUUUCCAAACCUCAAAAAGACACGUAGGAUUGAAAUCCAAGCCUCAGUUCAGAGCCUGUGGCCUUCGUGCUACACCACCAGCCUUCAGCCUCCAAACAGACAAGUGCUUGGUACCUACAUGGAAAGUGUGUGUGUUGUGGGGUGGGAGUGCUGCCAUAUAGCCCAGAACAGGGGAGAGGAUGGUGUAGAAAAGACCUACUCCUUUCCUUUUACCCUCUCCCCACACGUACCCACCUUCCUGUUGCUCCCUCCAUCCACAGAAUAGCUACCAUUUAUAAAAUACUUCCUCUGGGUUGGGAGCAGUGGCUCACACCUGCAAUCACAGCACUUUGAGAGGCUGAGGCAGGAUGAUCACUUGAGGCCAUGAGUUCGAGACCAGCCUGGACAAAAUAGUAAAACCCCCAUCUCUACAUAAAUAGUAAAUAAAAACUAAAACAAACAAAAACCAACUCUGUGCUUCAGAUUACACUAAAUACUUAUAAUGUAUCUAAUUUCAUACAAAAAGCCCUGUGAGGUAGAGCUCAUUAUAGUUUUCCCAUUUUACAGGGGGCACAGGGGAAACUGAGGGUUGCAGAUGUUCCACAACUCACCAAGGGCCACAGAGCUCUCGUCUAGCCUCAGGCAGCCUGACUUGACUCCCCAGGCUCUGAACCGUCGUCACACUCCUGUUCCCUUUCUGGGCCUCUUUCCUCUCCAUUACUCUCAACACAUUCCUGGUUCUCCUCUUGAACCCCACCACACCCAACCCAACCACUGUGUCCCCGCUU
Molecule: messenger RNA, 3491 nt
Organism: Callithrix jacchus (white-tufted-ear marmoset)
Lineage: Eukaryota; Metazoa; Chordata; Mammalia; Primates; Cebidae
Gene: M1AP
Product: meiosis 1 associated protein
Biological process (GO): spermatogenesis; male meiosis chromosome separation; meiosis I
Source: RefSeq, a predicted model, not a curated record